Messenger RNA from Canis lupus familiaris (dog), 2399 nucleotides. It is a transcript of the gene DTX3, whose product is annotated as deltex E3 ubiquitin ligase 3. The record is from RefSeq and is a predicted model, not a curated record. The transcript has 5 exons. NCBI's taxonomy places the organism in Eukaryota, Metazoa, Chordata, Mammalia, Carnivora, Canidae. Gene Ontology annotation, biological process: Notch signaling pathway; protein ubiquitination. The coding region runs from base 716 to 1765 and encodes 349 amino acids.
AGCCGAGCCCCGCGGAGCCGCACCCUCCCGCCUGCAGACCCGGUCGCUGCCGGCCUUACUGCUCCAGGCGCGGGGUUACAAAGGCGACAGCAAGAACCUCGUUACUUAGGGGCUGUUGCCACUUUGCCCGCCUCCAAACAGACUUCCGCAGAAGGGACCCUGGGCUGGCCCGCAAGGAAGGCUCCCUAGCGACGGGGGCUGAAUUGUGGGGGGACGUGGGGCAGGGUGAGGACUUGGGGAGCGUAGGAAAGCUUCUCACCCGUGUGAUCCGAGGCAGGUGGCAAGAAAGACCUCCGUGGGGGGGGGGGGGGCUUUUCCCUUCCUGACUUCUCUCAUCUGCGCCCUAGGCCUUCUUGAGAGCCUCAGAGCUGGGGAGGAGAAGAGGAAAGUUAGCUUGCUGAAGUUCCAUCUUUAGCAACUUGGGAGAGGCUGGGGAUGCAGCUCUGCAGGAGAGAAGGAGAGGAAAUGGAAGAGGAGUUUUUGUUUUGUUUCUGGGCUGCUGGCGGAGUGGGGGUGAGGGGGGCCGGUCACCUUUGUCAUCAUAACCCUUUCCUUUCUACUCUCCCCGCUCCCCCCAGUCCUAGUCAGCUGAGUGUGGCAAUAGAGGGAUUUCUACUGCUCCCGUCCAUGGGCUUUCCAGGUCCCACAGCUGACAAGUAGGAAGCAGGGACAGUGGAGCGAGCCUGCAUGCCAAUUCUAAGCUGUUCAGGAUCAAAUGUCGUUCGUCCUGUCCAGAAUGGCAGCCUGUGGAGGCACCUGCAAGAAUAAAGUGACUGUCUCCAAGCCUGUGUGGGACUUCCUGAGCAAGGAGACCCCAGCCCGGCUGGCCCGGCUUCGGGAGGAGCACCGCGUGUCCAUCCUCAUCGAUGGCGAAACUUCUGACAUCUACGUCCUGCAGCUAUCCCCGCAGGGUCCUCCCCCGGCACCCCCCAACGGGCUCUACCUGGCCCGGAAGGCGCUCAAGGGGCUGCUAAAAGAGGCCGAGAAAGAGCUGAAAAAAGCUCAGAGGCAGGGCGAGCUUAUGGGCUGCCUGGCUUUGGGGGGUGGCGGGGAGCACCCUGAGCUGCACCGCCCAGGGCCACCCCCUCCCCCUCUGCGAGCAGCCCCGCUCCUGCCCCCAGGGGCUCGGGGGCUUCCCCCUCCUCCUCCUCCCCUCCCCCCUCCACUUCCUCCCCGCCUUCGGGAGGAGGCUGAGGAGCAGGAGAGCACCUGCCCCAUCUGUCUGGGGGAGAUCCAGAACGCCAAGACCUUGGAGAAGUGCCGGCACUCGUUCUGUGAGGGCUGCAUCACCCGGGCCCUGCAGGUGAAAAAGGCUUGUCCCAUGUGUGGCCGCUUCUAUGGGCAGCUGGUGGGCAACCAGCCCCAGAAUGGGCGCAUGCUGGUCUCUAAGGACGCCACGCUCCUACUGCCCAGCUAUGAGAAGUAUGGCACCAUUGUCAUCCAGUACGUCUUCCCGCCCGGUGUCCAGGGGGCUGAACACCCAAACCCAGGAGUUCGGUACCCUGGCACCACACGGGUGGCCUACCUCCCGGACUGCCCCGAGGGCAACAAGGUGCUGACCCUGUUCCGCAAGGCAUUUGACCAGCGUCUCACCUUCACUAUCGGCACGUCCAUGACCACAGGGAGACCGAAUGUCAUCACCUGGAACGACAUUCACCACAAGACCAGCUGCACAGGAGGACCCCAGCUGUUUGGGUACCCGGACCCCACCUACCUGACCCGGGUGCAAGAGGAGCUGAGAGCCAAGGGUAUCACAGACGACUGAAGGACUUCCCCUCUGCCAAGCCCUUGCCUUUCUCCAUAGGACCCAGCGGAAGCCUCUGUUCUCUCUCCCUCUGCCCCCCCCACACCACACAAACAGGGGACCAGUCUGACUGGGGAAGGAGUUCAGAGAGGGAGGGGGCAAUCCCUUCCCCUGUCCCCUCCCCCAGGCCAAGUGCUUCUGUGCAGUGAGAGCCGCUCCCUUCUGGGAGGGGGAUCUCCCAGGCUCUGCUCCCCACCUCCCCAUGUACAUACUCCCAGUCUCCCUACCCCCUCCUUUGCCCUUGGCUUUUUCUGGUAUGUGCUGUGCUCCAGUGACUAAGCUGAGAAAGGACCUGGGUGGGGAGGGAAGGUCUCUCGAGCCCCCUGCUCUACUGCUGAGCUUCGGCAUGGGGGAGGGGCAGUGGGGCUGAGGUGAGCCCCCCCAUCCCCCGGAGCCGGCCCUGUGUGUUUCUCAGAACCAGUCCCCCUUCCACCUUAACGGGUCCUUUCUCUCCUGUGUCUCUGUCUCCGUCAGUCCGUCAGUCCGUCUCCUGCUCUUCUCUGCCCCCUAUAAGGAGCCUCCUUACCCUGUUCUGGAAUCGCCGCCAGACUGUAGCUUUUAAUUUAAUAAAAAUAAAGUAAAAUAUGCAACUCUC